This is a messenger RNA of Westerdykella ornata, 2094 nucleotides long. RefSeq names its product ferric reductase transmembrane component 4. The coding region runs from base 1 to 2094 and encodes 697 amino acids. NCBI's taxonomy places the organism in Eukaryota, Fungi, Ascomycota, Dothideomycetes, Pleosporales, Sporormiaceae. The record is from RefSeq and is a predicted model, not a curated record. Gene Ontology annotation, cellular component: plasma membrane. Gene Ontology annotation, biological process: copper ion import; iron ion transport; intracellular iron ion homeostasis. Gene Ontology annotation, molecular function: ferric-chelate reductase activity. The transcript is spliced from 2 exons.
AUGAAGGAUUCUACAAAUUUGGGGCUACUUGCUCUGGCCUUUGCAGGCAGAUCUUUCGCACUCAUCGGCUAUGGCAUUCAAAUGUACAAACCCAAUUGCGCAUUCGCAUGUCGCAGCUCGUUUGAAAGCGCCAUGCUCAUUUGCUCGACUGAUGAACACGCACAUGGAGCACACAAUCAUGGCACAGGACCUACGCCUCCCGAUUGCCGCGCGAACGAUACCCCAUGGCUCACCACUCUUGCUUAUUGCAUCAACUCGAAAUGUGCAGAUGUGGCACCGUGGAGACUGGAGGAAUACUGGGCAGACGAAUGCACUGGAGACCCCAACGUGCAGCCGAAGUGGACAUACGCAGAGACCUUGGUGGAACUAGCAAAGAAUGGCGAGCCCACCCGGGAGUUGGACAUGGAAGAGGAGAUGCCACUGCUGAAUUUCACCGCAAGGUAUAAUGAGGCUUCCUGGGAGCAGUACAGGGGCACGCUGUUCCAUUUCGAAUAUGCGGAGACGAUCCAUUCGCGAUACGGCAUCAUUCUGCUGGUAGUCGGAUUUGGCACACCAAUCUUCUUCAGUGUGCUCGGUUAUCUCCCUUUCAUGACGACUCUGCUCGACUGGCUCAAGCCUCGAUUCGUGUAUCCUUCUAUUGUCGGCACGUACCAUGUCCGCGCCCUUCCCUUCCAACUUGGAAACGCUCCAACGAUGGGACAAACCUGGUACAUCCUCAUGUUCGUGAUCUUGAACGUCAUCCUGACAGCAGCGGGCUACCGAUCCUAUCAACCGAACAAGUGGUUUGCCAGUCAAUGGGAAGAAAUUAUGGGCUAUGUCUCAGCGCGCACUGGUGUCCUUGCCUUUGCCCUCGCGCCACUCGUCAUAUUACUCUCCGGGCGCAACAACAUCCUCCUUUGGCUUACCAACUGGAGCCAUUCGACCUAUAUGUUGCUGCAUCGAUGGGUCGCGCGCAUAUUUGCCCUCCAGGUGAUACUUCACUCUAUCACGGAGUUGCACCUCUACAGAGCCAGAGGCGAACUAGCCACUGAACAAGUAGCGCCAUAUUGGAUAUGGGGUAUCGUUGCAACUCUCGCCGUUGUUAUCAUGGUCGUGGCCUCGACUUUAUAUCUUCGCCGAUUGAGCUACGAGGUUUUCCUGAUAUUACACAUCAUUCUGGCGGUGUUCGUCCUUGUCGGCUCGUGGUACCACGUCGAGUUUCUUUUCAGCCGUAAGUGGGGAUACGAGUUCUGGAUCUAUGCAGCAUGCGCAGUUUGGUUCGCGGACCGCCUCAUGCGCGUUCUGCGCCUGCUCAAGAACGGUGCCAGGAGAGCUGAGGUGCGCGAUGUCAGCACAAACAUCGUGAGGAUCGAUAUCAAAGAUGUGCGAUGGGACGCUUCCCCGGGGAAGCACACAUACGCCUACUUCCCCACUCUGAACCCGCUACGACCUUGGGAGAACCACCCAUUCUCCAUCAUCCCUACGGCCCUACUCACCUCCCGCGACCACAGCCUCAUGGGAGCAAGCUCGCAUUCUUCAUCCGCAGGAUCCCAACACUCGCAGCAUGAAGACAUUGAAAAGACCGGUGUGUCUACCACGGCUAUAUCUGGACGGGAAUCGAAGCACAUUACCACCAGUGGUAUUUCGCUCUAUGUGCGGAAGUCGGCGGGUCUAACGAAGGCCCUGAAGUCUGACGCUUCAUUACUCACCUUCCUUGACGGGCCUUAUCCAAACAACUCAACAUCUGGGGUUCUGAAGACAGACCGUCUGCUUUUAAUUGCUGGCGGUAUAGGUAUCACGGCAGUUCUCCCUUACCUCGCCCAUCAUCCAAACGUGAAGCUUCAUUGGAGUGUGAAGAGCGAAGCUGAAGGCCUUGUUACCGACCUCGGCUGCGUCUUGAAAAGUAUGAGAGAGUGUGAGGUGAUUGUUGGGUCAAGAUUGAAUGUCGAAGGCUUGCUGGACAAGGAGGGGGCCGCCGGGUGGGACAGGAUUGGCGUGGUGGUUUGUGGUCCAGGAGGGCUAUGUGAUGCAGUGAGGGAUAGUGUUGCGAGGAGGGGCAGGCGGAAGGAAAAGGAUGUCGUGUGGGAACUUGAUGUUGAGGCUUUCAGCUGGUAG